This is a messenger RNA of Megalobrama amblycephala (Wuchang bream), 1646 nucleotides long. RefSeq names its product putative protein TPRXL. The record is from RefSeq and is a predicted model, not a curated record. The transcript is spliced from 15 exons. NCBI's taxonomy places the organism in Eukaryota, Metazoa, Chordata, Actinopteri, Cypriniformes, Xenocyprididae. The coding region runs from base 130 to 921 and encodes 263 amino acids.
CUUUGUCUAAGGGAAGUUCUAAAAUACACAGAGUGGCUGGAUACACGUCUCUUUCUCAUCACUUUAGUGCACUGCUCUGAAGCAACGGUCUUUUCUGGUUCUUUUUGGCAAUUAGAGAAAAACUACACCAUGGUUAGAAGGAUUUCAUUCUUCAUCUGUUCCUGUUUCCUCCUCCUCUGGACAGGUCCAGGUGGUUCACGUUCUGAAGAAGAAUCUGGUGUGAAAACUACUUCAUCUCCAAGUGUCACAGAAUCACAGAAUACCAGUUCUUCAAAUAUUGCUUCAGAUGUAGCAACAAGUUCUACCACCUCUGCUUCACCAUCCAGACCUACAAAUGUAUCAGGUCCUGAUUCUUCAGAUAAAGCUUCAGAUGUAGCAACAAGUUCUACCACCUCUGCUUCACCAUCCAGACCUACAAGUGCAUCACUGAGUCCUGAUUCUUUAGAUAAUGCUUCAAGUGUAGCAACAAGUCCUACCACCUCUACUUUACCAUCCAGAUCAACAGCAUCACCAAAACAAACCACUGUUAUUGUAAACAAUCCGAUUAACACCUCGUCACCAACUCUAGAGCCAAACAAGUCUAUCACAUCUUCUCCCACUGGAAAACAAAGUCACAACAGAACUUCUACCAGCCAUCCUACUUCACAACCAGCAACAUCAAAAGCUGGACUUGGAGAUAAGGCAAUGCUUGUAGUUUCAGAUAAAAAUUACUUGUGGAUUCUGGUGCCUGUUCUGAUUGUUGCACUGGCAGCAAUGAUAUACCUUAAAUUCAAGUGUAAAAAAGUCCAGAGUCGGCCAGAAAUGGCUGACAUUGGAACAGAGAAUGCUUCUUUCCAGAGGACAGACAGUAACAAAGAUGGUGUUAUGCUGUUAGGAGUCAGUAAGACAUCAGUUGGAGAGGACAAUGCUGCUGCAAGAUAAGUGGAGUCCUGCAGGAGAAGAGGCUCUAAUGAAAAAUAUCGAGAGAGGAACUGAAGAGAAAAUGAGAGAUGAAAGCUUGCCACAAACACCAAAGAUUUCUUUCUUUUUUUGUGUUUCAGGACAGCAAACAGGAAAUAUACUGUGUUAGGACAUACUCCAUUAUUUGAAUAGGAUUGUAAACUCUAAUUCUCCACAGCUUUGCAACUUUGCUAUAGUGUAAAUGAAAGUUGAUCACAGAGUUGCUGCAGUAUUUUUUACACAUAAAUUUCCAAUUUGUAAUUUUAACUUUGUGAUUAUAAUUUUUUUUUAAUGCGUGUUUUAGCAUUAAACUAACUGAACUAACUGAUUGGUAAUUGUUUCAGUUUUUUAUUGUAUUAUAUAUUUUUGGUUAAAUUGUGCUUCUUUUUUUUCUUUUUUUUUUGGUCUGUGUAAUUUGUUUGCCUUCAAAUGUUGGGCCUUUAGUAUAAACUGACUGUUCUGUGAGUGAUGCUGUUCAGUACCUGCCAUAUUAACUAUGACUAUAGUUUUUAUUUGUUUUAAGAAUUUAAAACAAUUCAAGCGAAUAAUGUGGUUUUUGUACCUUUGCACUGCCUAAAAUUUUAAAAGAUUAUAGGAAGUUUAGAACAAAUGACAGCCUGGAUUUUCACUACUACCACUGAGUUGAUAAUGCACUGACUGACUGCACUUAUUAUUUAGGGGUCAUUAAAAUAUAUAAGAGAAAAUUA